Molecule: messenger RNA, 1491 nt
Organism: Musa acuminata subsp. malaccensis (wild Malaysian banana)
Lineage: Eukaryota; Viridiplantae; Streptophyta; Magnoliopsida; Zingiberales; Musaceae
Biological process (GO): double-strand break repair
Cellular component (GO): BRISC complex; BRCA1-A complex
Source: RefSeq, a predicted model, not a curated record
GAAAAGACGCACUUCAACUCGGGCCCUCAAACCACGAUCCAGGGGGCGAAACCUUCCUCCGCCACGCCGGUCAUGUCCAUGGAGCCACCGCUGUCGCCGCUCAUCGCCGCGCAACUCAACCACCUCCUCGCCUACUCACCCCUAUCGGUCAAGGUUGAGCAGAUAUGGGCGGGCUCCAGGAACGCCCGCUUCUCUGACCGCUUCACCCUCUCGAUCCCCUUCUGCCUCGAUUACGUCAAAUGCGAUGUGAUCUACGACGCACUCCACCCGUCCGUUGCGCCGGAUGUCGUCUUUUCGUCGGAAUACGACGACUUUGAUCCCCUUGGCGAUAUUGCGAGUGAGGGGGAGGCGCGGGUGAGCAAGAGCAGCUUGUGUGAUUGGAACAGUAAAGACCCUUCGAGGCUGAUGGCUCUCGUCCAUGAACUGAGGGAUCUGUACAUGCAUUACCAGAGGAGGAGGGUAGGAGAGCUUGAUGAUGCGAGGAUAAAGUUUGAAAUGAAUACUAUGCUUCCCAGGGAGGGAAUUGAAGUCUGUUUGGUUUCCUUACCUGACAGGCUGGAGGAAGUGAAGUUUGCUGUACCUUUACUGGAUAUGGACUUAAACAAGCUAGUACCUGCAUGCACCUGGAGACAUCAGCAGAAGAUCUACUUGCAGAUUAUCUUUCCUGUUAGUAGAAGAAAUUCUUCAGCUCCUGCUGCUCCACGGGUAAAACUGGUUUCUACUUCAGAAGUGAAGACCUUGUUCUCCGUAGAGGAUGUCAAACUUCCACCAUGGUUAGAUGGAAUGUGCUUGGCUGAAUACCUUCCUGCUAUAGAAGACAAUCUCAAAUUGCAGGUUGUGGAGGCAAUUGCAUCAAUUGGUGCUAGAAGACGUUUUAUUGAGGCAUUAUCUCCUCUGUUUGGAAGGCCACUAGAAGCUGAUCCGGUAUUGUGCAGGAGAGCUACUGUGCUUUGUGCCUCUGGGGCUUUUACAUUUUUGGUUCACUUUUCAAUUCCCACACAGUUCCCAAAGCAGCAACCGACAUUGGUAAUGCAAAGUUCUCAGCAUUUCAAUUCUCAAGGCACACCAAUAUCCUCGCCGCUGAUAAAUGAUUACCCUUGGAGUCCUAGAUGGGAUACACCACAGAUGGCUGAGCGAAUCUUUGAAUUCUUGGUCGAUGAGUGUUUGAACUUUAAAAAGUUCUGCAUUGAAGCAAUUCCUCAGUAAACCUGCAUGACACUCGAAAGCUGCCAUUUGUUUCUUCCUAAGAUGAACUUGAACCAUGGGUCCAUAACAUGCAUCAGGAAGAAAUGGUCUCAGGAGAGCAUUAGAACAUCAAACACAGUGCCAAAGGUUGAGGUCUCAGAUGCACAUAAUUGUAGCAUGCAAUGAAUCCACUACCAUGUAACAAACAUCUACUCAUCAUUUCUGGCUUCCUAGAAAUGUAACAAUACUGUAAUACUAUCUUUGUGUGUGACAUUAAUUGAUCUUUGAUGAAAGAUAUUCUCUUUA